AUGGUAAAAUUCUCUUACGUAUACCCAGGAAUUGCAAUUCGAACAACUCUAGAGAACAGUUUGACUGUUCAUUAUUGUGGAUUGAUUCAAGCCCUCAUGAAUAAGUCGUCCUCCGUGGUUAAAGACUUGGAUCCAACCAAUGAUCUCACUUUCCUGCGUAUUCGAAGCAAGAAAAACGAGAUUAUGGUAGCUCCACAGCGCGAUUUACUGCUGAUUGUGAUCCAAAAGGCCUGA
Molecule: messenger RNA, 234 nt
Organism: Hydatigera taeniaeformis
Lineage: Eukaryota; Metazoa; Platyhelminthes; Cestoda; Cyclophyllidea; Taeniidae
Source: the annotation of a GenBank genome assembly